AUCCAGAAACUGCGUCAGGAAGUCUUUGUUUGGCAACGGCUAGAACACCCGCAUAUACUGUCUCUGUAUGGCACUACGGACAAUUUUGACAAUGUCCCAGCGCUAGUAUCUCCAUGGAUGGAAAACGGUUCUCUUCAGCAAUAUCUGAAAAUAGUGUGGGACGAGCAAUUGCGGCCCGAAAUGCAUCUGCAUCAGGAAGAAAUUAUACACGGGGACCUUAUGCCUUCUAAUGUUCUGAUCGAUGAGAACGGGAACGCUCUCCUUGCAGACUUCGGCCUGUCGCGCCUGCUAGCGGACCAUGAAACAUCCUUCUUCGAAUCUCACGGCCCAGGCGCAAUUCGUUGGGCUGAUCCAAAAAUCAUACCGCUCAAUCCUGAAAAUCCCGAUGAAGAAGUUAGCAAGCCAAAUAAAGCAAGUGACAUCUAUUCGUUUGGUUGCAUCAUGAUACAGGUGCUAUCUGGCGAGUCCCCGUACUCUCAUAUAGUAAACGAGCAUACUGUCACUGUGGCCAAAUCCAGAGGCAUUCUGCCGAGACGACCGCUUGCAAUCACUGAUGCUCACUGGUGCUAUAUUGAACGAUGUUUGUCACCAGACGUUGACACGCGACCUUUGGUUGGUGAAGUUUUGGAAUACAUUGAGGCGGAAUGCGACGGACAUAAUUAA
Messenger RNA from Suillus subaureus, 663 nucleotides. RefSeq names its product kinase-like domain-containing protein. NCBI's taxonomy places the organism in Eukaryota, Fungi, Basidiomycota, Agaricomycetes, Boletales, Suillaceae. The record is from RefSeq and is a predicted model, not a curated record. The annotation marks the transcript as partial. The transcript has 4 exons. Gene Ontology annotation, biological process: protein phosphorylation. Gene Ontology annotation, molecular function: protein kinase activity; ATP binding.